CAGCCCAACCUCAUUGCAAAAUAUUUCGCUCAUACUGUAGCUAAAAUUGCAUUAGCAAUUUAAACAAUAUUUACACCGGAACCCACGCUGCAGAUUGAUACAAUCACCCACAUAUAUAGUAACUUCUACUGUAAGCUGAGCAGGCCUUGGAUAAAGUAUCUGGUUCCGCCAUAAAUUUUGAACACGAAGAACAAGUUCACUGCAAAAUUCUCUGACGGGCUUCAUCUCAGGCUAGUUCACGUCUGAGACCUAAUAAAAGUAACAAUGGGGAAGGGACAGUGGAAUAUUUUGUUUUCAUUUUUUCUUACCCUUGUAGCAAUUUACAUCAAUUCAACCAACGGGUAUGAAUUCCACAACCGCAAAAGCUCAAGGCUGGUGGAACAAUUUUCGUCGGAAGGCCAUCAACAUCCUGGAGGUAAUAGUGGAUCUUUAAAUGAACCAGACCCAGCUGUGUCUGUAGUGCUAAAAACAAAAGAUGUUGCGGAAGGUGGUGUAACCGUUGCAUUUCUGAUUCAGCACACAUCCACAAAUCCCUUCACGAAUACAGAAUUUCGGGAACGGUGUAUUAUAAAAGGGACAGAAAAAUGGCUAAAUGAAAAGAUAUAUGUACAAGACGAUAAUACAUUUUACCUUCUUGGAAGGAGAGGAAGCCUAAAUAAAAGUAAGCUGAGUAACGUUGGUAAGGCAAUCGAAAAACUAGAAACAGCAAAAUCCACUGUAACAACACCCCCUCCAACCAAGGUGGACCGUCCAUUUCCUACAAUAGAAGUACUGACCAGUAAUCCUGAACAAAGGAUUGGGAAAAAGGACUACAAUUCAAUUAUUCUAUUACCUGACUUUAAAGGGCUUACGUCCGACCUGAACAACAGAGAGAAAACAUAUGAUACUGUACUGCUUGCAGAAGGACACCCAGUAACAACAACAGUGAAUCUUCAAGAUAAAGUUACGAUUAAGGAUUAUGGCGGAAGAAUUAUGCAUUUAGAGGGAACCGUUCAGCACGACCUGGUUAAAGAAGCAAUUAAAGAAGCCUGCGGAAAUCCCAGAAAUACUGGGAAAGGAUCUCGGGCUCCAACGUUUGGCAGGAGUGGAAUUUAUAAUAGCCAAAAUCUACAUGGAGGAAGAAAUUUUGCAAUGAGUAGAAGUUCAAACUCACUCGCGACAAUUGGGGGAGGCAACAAAAAUAUAAAACAGCGCAAUGGAUCAUUCGGAAGUCAAAGAUCAUUUACCCUAGGGAAACGAAAGACGUAUCAAAAUUCGUGCUCCGGCAAAAAAAUCAUGAGAAAGAGGCAAGCAUUACUCCAAGUAUAACCGUUGAUCGCGUUUGGAUCAUAGAAAUUCCGAAGCGACUGAUUUGUUUAGUUUCUAAUUCAGGCGACAGAAUUCCACCAUUUCAUUUGUUAAAUUUAUUUAUGGAAACAAAAUUAUUUCGAGCAAUAUACUUUAUUUUAAAUAUUUUGCACUAAUACGCAUUACUUAGAAUAAUUCUGUGAAUUUCAUCUUUGGAUUGUUUUAACAAAUCUAAAUAAAUCAAACCGAUUUCA
Folsomia candida is the source of this 1541-nucleotide messenger RNA. RefSeq lists its product as uncharacterized. The record is from RefSeq and is a predicted model, not a curated record. The transcript is spliced from 4 exons. The coding region runs from base 265 to 1308 and encodes 347 amino acids. NCBI's taxonomy places the organism in Eukaryota, Metazoa, Arthropoda, Collembola, Entomobryomorpha, Isotomidae.